Messenger RNA from Neospora caninum, 1191 nucleotides. RefSeq lists its product as hypothetical. Lineage: Eukaryota; Apicomplexa; Conoidasida; Eucoccidiorida; Sarcocystidae. The coding region runs from base 1 to 1191 and encodes 396 amino acids. The record is from RefSeq and is a predicted model, not a curated record. The transcript has 7 exons.
AUGGGUAUUAGUCCUGUUUCUCGUUUCUUCACUUCGAGCAAGCAAGCCGAUCCUGCAAACGCUCCCUCAGAGACUCAACGCACCGCCUCCGCUUCUCCCUCCAAGGCGGCGGGAAGCGACGCGAUCAUCAGUCGCCCGGAAAUGGCCGUCAGAGUCGGCGCCGGCGAAAGUUUAAUCGAAGCCAUGGUUGAUCAGUCUCUUAAAGAGGCGGAAGAAAAAACACUGCAUGCGCGUCGGCAUCAAGGAAUCGAGCUCUACCCAGGUGGGCCAGUCGAUCGGUACGGCCCGCCGCGGGAUCCUAGCGCGCUGCUACUGGAGCCUCACAAGUUGACGAAGGAGGAGCGUCUCUUUCAGAUCUUGUUUGUCACGUUGCCCUGGGUUUUCUUCCUCUUCCUGCUUUCGGCACCGGUCCUCCUUGCAAAGUACCACGUGGCGAAGCUGAACGACCGAGCUGCGUUCUCGUGGGACGUCGCUCAGGAACUCAUCCAAGAGUCCGACGCGGACGGUUUCCGCCUAUGCACCUUCCGAGACUUGCGCGAGGUCGUCGAGCAGCCGCUGCAUGCGUUCCUGUGCUACCUUCACCCCGACACACUCGCGUCCCAGAUCGUCGCGCCUCUCCUUCGAGACCUCGCAACUCUUUUCCAGCGUCUCGGCGUGCGCGCGCAAGUGGCGUUAGUCGACUUGUCCGACCCGGCGAUGCCGCCGCGCAUGCAUCGCGAGUUUCCCCCCGCGCUCGCGCCGCACGGCCAGCUUCUCUUGCCAUUUGCAUUCGGCGGCCAGCAGCCCGCCGUCCUCGACUUCGCGGCGAAGACCUGGAACGCCUCAGACAUCGUCCGCGCGGUAGCGGAAGAAGUUCCAAGCGCGCGGGCCGCCCUUGCGCCGGCGGCGGAGCUCGACGAUGUCUCCGAGCAACUGAGUGACUGCCUGUUUUCGCUGGCCUUCGUGGACGAAGGCACCCGAGGCUGUGGCGAGGAGGCGAGAACAACCUCUCCUUUUGAAAAGCCGGCGUCUGGGUCUCUCGAGGGAUCACACAAGACUCCCGACGGAAGCAGAACGUCGCAAGGCGCGAAUCCGGUGGAGAGAGUGAAACAGCUAAACUUGAUAGGAGACAGCGGUCGCGAGGCGCUCCGCAAGUGCAGCGAUGCCCGAGAGAAACUCCGAGCGCAGGGAACCAAAGAACAAACCCUGUGA